AAGUGGCAGACAGGGGCAGAGAGAGCAGCAAGCGAGCAAGAGACACAGCAGCCAAGUCACACGUAACGUUAGCUUCCCACGACUUGUCAGAAAGUUGAGAAACUAUCUCAGCAUUUUAAAUCUCCGGCAGUUUAUCCAAGUUUAGUCGGAUGAAUGCACUUUCCCCUUAAGACCGGGACAGAAAUCUGCUAUGAAUGUUGGCGGUUCGCUUGAUUAAGUUAACAUGGGUUUGAAUGGCGGGGUUUUAUUUAAUUUCGCGUAACGUCUGUCCUCGAGAAACUAACAGUUUUGGUCGAAACGUUUAACGAGGCUGGAAGAGGAGGUUUUUGUUUGCGUUAAGUAACGGUACUUUUCUUUUGUCUUUAAUUUUUAUCCAUCUCUGGAUCCUGUUAUCAUGACGCCCGACCUCCUGAACUUCAAAAAGGGAUGGAUGUCGAAACUGGACGACAGCGGUGAGUGGAAGAAGCAUUGGUUUGUUCUGACUGAUGCUGGACUGAAGUACUACAGAGACUCAACGGCAGAGGAGAAAGAUGAUAUGGACGGGGAGAUUGACCUAAAAUCCUGUGUGAAGGUGUCAGAGUUUGAUGUGGAGAAGAACUAUGGCUUUCAGAUACAGACACGGGAGGCUGUAUUCACCCUGUCUGCCAUGACAGCUGGGAUCAGACGGAACUGGAUAGAGGUUUUAAAGAAGUGUGUCCGGCCCAGCAGCUCUCCAGACCUCACACAAUUACCUGACAGCAGCAGCGACAAGGAAAACUCCCACUCACGCCUUCAUCUGUCUUCCCGUCGCCCAUCUUCGCGUCAUGGCGAUGCUCAGUUAGAAGUUCCGACCUUGGCACCUCCCACGCAGCGUAGGUUUGACUACGUUGAGCUGUCUCCUGUUCCCGCCUCCUCCUCUGGUCCUCUCCCAGCUGGUCAGAGAGAAGCAGGAGAGGGGCAGGGGAGGGAGCACAGCCAAUGGCAAGAGGAGAGGAACAUGAGCAGCCAGUGGGAGGCUGUGCUGUCCAGGAAGGGCACAAGCACGGGAUCCAACCAAAGGCUACGCAUGGAGGAUGAAAUAGAGAAAAAGUGGGCCGAGUUUGAACGCAUGCCAUUGAAGGAGAUGAGCUCUUUACCACCAAUGGGAUCACGGUCCUCCAGCCAGUCAGCCACUGAGGCGCUGCAGAGGGAGGUAGUGGCGUCACUGAGGCAGCAGCUGGAGGAACUACAACGAGGUGGAGGAGGAGGAGGAGGAGGGGGGAGAGGCGGAGGAGGAGUGCGAGGCAGCUGUGGCCCUGAGGCCCCCUGCGGCCGCAGUCUGGCAGCCAUGGAGCGCGCUCACCGGCAGGCACUGGAGGAGCUGCAGAGGCAGCACGACCGCCAGAUCAAGGAGCUGGAGGCAGAGAAGGACAGGCUGCUGCUGGAGGAGACCCAGGACACCGCACGAGUGAUGGAGGCUUUGAGGAAGAAACACAAAGAGGAGCUGGAGAGAGAGGUGGAGAAAGUCAAGAGGCUAAGCAGCGGGGUGCUUGACUCACAGACUUUGCGAGCCCAACAGCAGGCAGAGACUCAGUCCUUGCAGCGAGAGCUGGCUGGACUGUCUGAGCGCUAUUCUCAGAAGUGUCUGGAACUGAACCGAGCUGAGCAGAACAACGCUGAGAGAGAGAGAGAGAUCAGCCACAAGGAAAGAGACAUGGAGCAGCUGAGGAAAGAGAACCAGGACUUAAAAGCCCGUUUGACGGAGCAAAUCAGCCGUAUACGAUCUACCAUCACAGAUCAGAGCUCAGAGGACAAGAAAGACAGGACGCCCUGUGAACUAGAGGUUCUUCUCAGGGUGAAAGAAAACGAGAUAGAGUACUUACACAAGGAGAUCAGCUGUCUAAGGAAUGAACUGCAGUUUCUGAACACGGAGAAACGGCUGGCCUGUGAACGAUACACAGAGGUGAAUGAGGAGCUGAGUGGGAUGAAGGGCCGAAGCGAGCGAGAGAUCCAGAAUUUAAAGGAGCACUUGAGGCUGGCUAUGGCUGCUCUGCAGGAGGGGCAGAAGCUGGGCAACAGCCUGGACCACUGAGAACCUGCUGCUGGUACUAAUGUGCGCUGGCAGACACAGAGACAGGUGUGUCUGCACCGUUGUGACUGAAUCAAAGAUGGAUACAGAAGGGGAGUGGAGGAGAUUAUUGUUGGACUUGUACAGUUCCGGCUGUGUGGGGACCAUGAUAGUGCCUUAGUUUUCAAUCAUUCUGCCAAUGAGCAGUAUAGAGUAGCUAUUAGCUGGUUUCAUUACACUGGGCCACACAUGUUAUUAUAAAACUGCACUUUUUGUUUUUUAUUUUUAUUUUAGCAUUUGCUUUCAUGAGUGCAAGCAUGUAUGAGUGCGCAUAUGGUCUUAAAACUGGAAUAUUUGUUGAGUGAAAUGUUGUGGGUUUUUUUCUUUUUUUUUUAUCAGGUAUUAUAGAGAAAGAGUUCAUGCUGUAUCAGCUUUUUUGUUGGAUAAACUUCUCAUUGCCUCUGUGUCUUCUGCCUGAGACAGCAGGAGUUAACACAGUUACAGAAGAGCUACUGUCAUCUCAGUUUUCCGUUGUACAGCUUUUGAGUCAUGUUUACUCUGUGAAAAUGGCACACUUUUCUUAAGAAAUGGGAGCUCAUUUUUUGUUGUAAUUAUUUUCUACCUAGUAACAUUUGUGCUUGUGUUGUGCUUAUGAAUAUGAAAUUCAGAACAAAAAAAUUGGGAUUAAUACAGGACAAGACAGCAAAAGUUUCUAAUUCCUGGCAAGCUGAAUUGGAAGUUGAUCUGGUUGUAUAGAAGCAUAUUUAGGGUCAACUUUCUUCUGGGAUACUUCAAAAGCUGUUGAAUGAAUGUUGUCCCAUAUCACAGAUGUUUUUAUUUUCAAAUCACAGCUGAGAAGCAGGAACUCUCAAGCUUCCAGUCUCCCCUGAUCAUUAUUGGCAUUUAUGUGCCACCACCACAACAAAUGACAGGUGUUGCAUUAAUGAGCCAAUUUUUUUUAUUGACAGUAUGUAUUGUGAUAAAUGACUUAACUACCUGCCUUUUGAAAACUUUUUCAUAUUUAAUGUACUGAAGAGCCUGUAUCAUCUUUGUAAAUUAUAUACAUUUUUUCAAUCAAUAAAAAGAGUUCAACAGAAACA
Messenger RNA from Lates calcarifer (barramundi perch), 3126 nucleotides. RefSeq names its product TRIO and F-actin binding protein b (gene triobpb). Gene Ontology annotation, molecular function: actin filament binding. The transcript is spliced from 13 exons. Lineage: Eukaryota; Metazoa; Chordata; Actinopteri; Centropomidae. Gene Ontology annotation, cellular component: actin cytoskeleton. Gene Ontology annotation, biological process: actin filament organization; positive regulation of substrate adhesion-dependent cell spreading. The record is from RefSeq and is a predicted model, not a curated record. The coding region runs from base 395 to 2050 and encodes 551 amino acids.